AUCGUCUUCGCAUUUCAACUUCGGACACGGAAGCUUUGUCCAUUCCUCUUCCCUUCCAUUCCCUUUCCUUUGCACCUCACACUCUUCGUCAAAAUUUCAAUAAUGAGUCGAUGAUAAUAUUUCGCUCCUAGCCUUUAUUUAAAGGCUAUUUUUUUCUUUUCUUCCUAUCGUUCAUUAAAGCCUUACCACGAAGAGGUAGUCGUCACAAACGUCGUAUCUGUGCGCCAAUCGUCCCAAUCGUCCUAAUCCCCCCUACAUCAAUCAAAACAGCCUCGUUGCCAUCACUUCAUCAAUCUUAUCACCGAACGAACUCACGAUGGCUUCGAGAGAAGGAACGCCGGAGCACAGUCGCUGGUCGCGCGCAUCUAGUGGCGCCCCAAGGGACAGUACUCCAGGUGACAAUCUCGAAGCCAGUAUGAUCAGCCAAUCUGGACAAGGAAGUAAGCGACCGAAAAAUAAGUCAUCCGCAGCCGCAGCCGCAGCAUCGUUCCCUACCGUAGGGAAGAUUAGACACCUUAAGAAAGAAGAUGGAGAACCGCUUUGGAGAAGAGAUAUUCAAUACGACUUUCUCAAGGCCGUCUUCGAUGACGACAACAGGGUCUUUACGAACAGCUACGAACCCAUAGGAGAUGGCAAGGAGAAGCAGAGUUUUGCGGACCUGUAUAUCGAUACUAUGGCUAGAAGCAGCAAGACGAGCAAGGUUCUUCGAGAUAAAUUACUUAGCGACCGAGAAGCCGCGAAGAGCAUGGCUAUGGUCUGCUUGCUCGUCAACGUGGGUCGGAUGAACACAACGUUAAAUUUUUUUCCUGAGAUGCGAGCUCAACUACGAACAUAUCACGCUAUUCCAUCAUUGCAGGCACACCAAGACGCGUCCGCCUAUAAGCAAUUACAAGACGCUCCAAGAUUGAAGUCUAUCCUAAAGGGUGCGGCCGAGGAUCGUCCUGAGCCUCAUGAGUUAGGCGAAUUUAAGGGAAAGGAUCCUCCUCGGUCGAACCCGGUUAACCUCAUCUUCCUGAUAUGUCAGCAAGCGUCGUAUAUCGCGGAGCUACAUUUCCCUCCUGGUGGCGAGUUUCACGACCUCAUCAUGAAGACAAAUUACACAAGCAAAUCUCGUGCUAGAGCCUUCUUGUGGCUGAUGUGGUUUUAUCUUGAGUCUGACUUUACAGAAGAAGGCUGUGAAGAAAAUCCUUUCGGGCAGGGUGUCGACUACGGUACGGAGGUCGCAAACCAGGGAGUCCCGCGAAUGGAAGAGAUGGUAGCUGAAGAAGAAGACCGUGAGAAUAUUGACCCACAGGAGGAAAUUGAAUUUGGACGAGAGAAGCAGAAUCAUCGAGCAAAGAUCAUCGCAGCCGAUCAGGCUUACUUAGCUGACCACCAGAACAAACGUGGAUCCAGGGGAAGGAUCAUAGCUGAUGAAGGACCUACUGCUGCAAUCCUCCCCCGGAUACGGCCGUCAAAACACGAGUCCGAUCUGGACAGUACACGGUCUACCCCGCCCCCGAGAGCCUUGUCACGCAUUGGUGCUAGUAGCACUGGACGACGGGGCGGGGCGCCACUGAAACACCUAAUCUUUGAAGGCUCAUCGCCUGCGGGACCAGGAUCUCAUGUCAUUGAGGGUAUAGUCCCCAGAAAGCCACGCCCCCCUACCGCACAUCAACUCGCGGUAGAGCGAAACCGGAAUCAGCGGGUUGAACAUAUUCUCGGCCGCGGACUUCGGAGACAGCAUCAUCGGGCUCGAAAGUCACGUCGACAGGAAGGCGCGAUUAUACGUGCCAAGCGCCGUUUGGCAGCAAUGAAGGACGCGCUACUGGACAGUGAUGAAGAAGAGUAUAUGAUGGCGCAUAGGGAGCAGAAACACCCCUUCAUAGACCGAGGCUUUGGUGGCCUUUGCCAGCUGAAUCAAGAAGAGGACGAUUUUGGCGAAGAGUUCGCAUCGUACGCAGCCUCACUUCGGAGGGCAGACCGACGGCUAAGACGUUGGGAAGGCCGACCCGAGUUAGGGGUCGUGUCGACAGCCAAGAGACGCGUUGCAGCUCCACCAUCGGAUUAUGCCUCGCCCGACUUAAGGGGCGACCACGACGGUAACGAUAGUCCAGAGAAGAUGGACAUCAAGACAAAGACAAACGGCAAUACCAACGGCGAUAUCACGAUGGAGGAUGCGGAUGAUCUGGAUCCUAUGGAGAAGGAGCUCCUAGGAAUUGACAGUGGGGGCGAGGAGGGCGAAGGUGAAGGUGAUGGCAAUGGUGAAGGAGAUGGCGAGGGUGAAGGUGACGGUGAAGGUAAAGACGACUCUGACGACAUCGAUAAUAUCGGUAAGGCGUUAUUGGGUCUAGAUGGUUCAGAUGGUACAGAUAGUUCAUAAUGGCCAUGGUGAGCGAGCAUGGGACGGCGAGAAUGUUGCGUUUACGGUCGUCGGUAACAUACUACUGCUUCCCGAUUCUUUUUCACCUUUCCAGGCUUGAUAUGGGAACAGCCUGGCUUUGUACAUCUAGCAGGGAAUGGGAGUUGUUUAUGGAUGCUUUUUAAAAACAAAAGGGCAUAGAUGAGAGGUGAUAACGCGAUAGCAUUCAUCAGUAUACGCAAGACCGAUAAGGUGUACUUCACAACGCCUCGGGAAUUUAAUAGUGUGUUACAUAAUAUUGGAUCUUCCAGGACGUAGUACGAUGUGUCAAAUAGCU
Molecule: messenger RNA, 2678 nt
Organism: Annulohypoxylon maeteangense
Lineage: Eukaryota; Fungi; Ascomycota; Sordariomycetes; Xylariales; Hypoxylaceae
Exons: 2
Coding region: 317-2362 (681 amino acids)
Cellular component (GO): Ino80 complex
Source: RefSeq, a predicted model, not a curated record